UCGAUUGGGUGUCUUGCUUCGGUUGGAUAUGCAUAAAGAUGGGCUGUUUUCAGUUAAAAGCACCGUCUUUCGUUCAACAGUCAGAAUCUCCGAGUUCAUUUAGUCACCGUGAAACAUGUCCGGGAAGCGGCCACGUCAUGACGAUGAGCAGGGUCGAUCGGACGGCAACAACCUACUCGUUCGCAAGCAAAAGAAGGGCCGUAUUCGUGGAAGUGUGGCAGUUGAAGCUGAAGAGGAGCUGCUUUCUGUAAGGAAGUCCUUGCUUAAACUUGUAAAGGAAGUAGAAAAGUUGAACAUGCAAGUGAAGGAAUUAAAAAAGAAAUUUGAUAGGCUUCAUGGGAGGCAGAUGCGUAAGUCGGCCUCAAGAACGUUACAACUCAAGUUUAGAAACAACAUCUCUCUUCCAAUCUUCACUUUGACAGAAAUUGAAGGAAAGGACCCUUCUGCCUUAACUAUAGCUUUAGUUUAUGCCAUGACUGGGCAAGUUGUUAACUCAGGUCCCGAAUCCUCGAUGAAGGUGGAAAUAGUAAUUCUUGAAGGAAAUUUUAAAGGCGAUGAAGACAACAACUGGACAUUUGAGCAUUUUAGCAAUAAUAUUGUAAGAGAAGGAAAAGACAAUCUGACACUUCUUACUGGGGAUGUGUUUCUGACUCUGAAUGAGGGAAUUGGUGUAGCAAGCAAGCUGAAAAUUACAGAUAAUUCAAGCAGGACAAAGAAACGUAAAUUCAGGUUAGCUGCAAGAGUUCCAGGUGGUUAUUUUAAUGGAAUGAGAGUGAAAGAAGCAAUCACUGAACCUUUCGCAGUCAAGGAGCGUCGUGGAAAAUCAUACAUGAAGAAGCAUCCCCCAUCGUUGGACGAUGAAGUAUGGCGCUUGGAGAAAAUUGGUAAAGAGCUUAGCAAGCGUCUAAGCACUGAGAACGUCAAUACUGUAAAGGACUUUCUGUUAAUGCUACCUGCAGAUACUCCAAGGCUUCGAAAAAUCUUAGGCCCUGGAAUGAAUGACAAGAGGUGGGAUAUUAUAAAGAACCAUGCAGAACAAUGUGAACCCGGUAGCGAAAUGUGGGUCUACUACUCCAAGGAUGAACAGGGAAAGGGAGUUGUCUUCAACAUUGUGGGAACAGUGUUAGCGUUCCACCUCAAUGGGCAAUUCAUUCCCAUCAACAGCCUUUCAGAAAUUCAAAAGGUGGAAAUGCAGCAGAUGAUCAAGGUUGCAUAUGAACACUGGCGAGAAGUAGUCCCUUAUGCUGAUGGGCCCAUUCUUGGCAGUUCCCCGAAUGUGCCCUUUGAUUCGUUCCCCGAUGUUUCAACGAGGCCAGAGAAUCCAACCGACAUUUUUCCAAGUUCUCAACAUUGUGAAGAAUUGCCUUUUCCCCAACCAAAUGAUUGGUUACCCGAUUUGACGACGAGCCCAUAUGAUUUUCCACAUAGCGGCAACAUGGAGUUUGAUUUUGAUUACUUCUGUUGUGAACCAGAAGUACAAGCAGACCAUGGGAACACCAGCAGCAGCUUCUCGAAAGUGUCAACGCAGUCUGUAGCUGUUACAUGGAUGACACUGAUAACCGUGAUGAAAUUCUCCAAGCGGAUUGCGGCUUUGAAGGACUGUUCGGAUGCACGUAGCUGAUCGAGAUCCUAGACCUGAAGGAAUCGGGGGAGUGCUCGAGAAUUGCUUGCCGAUGUUAUUUGCUUUGUUUAGUUUAUUUCAAAUUUGUUAUUUAGUUGUGAGAGACUCGUAUACCAACAUUUUUUGUUGUUGAUCUCUUUAAAUGCUAGAUGAAGUUGAUUUUCUUCUCUACUUGAAAUAAUAUUAUUUGUUGUUGUUUGGUGAUAGUGUUUGUUAAUUUUUAAUUUUUAAUUA
This is a messenger RNA of Magnolia sinica, 1855 nucleotides long. RefSeq names its product calmodulin-binding protein 60 D-like. The transcript has 9 exons. Gene Ontology annotation, biological process: regulation of salicylic acid biosynthetic process. The record is from RefSeq and is a predicted model, not a curated record. Gene Ontology annotation, molecular function: sequence-specific DNA binding; DNA-binding transcription factor activity; calmodulin binding. Bases 116 to 1621 code for a protein of 501 amino acids. NCBI's taxonomy places the organism in Eukaryota, Viridiplantae, Streptophyta, Magnoliopsida, Magnoliales, Magnoliaceae. Gene Ontology annotation, cellular component: nucleus.